AUGCCGAUAUUACUGAAAAGGUACUGUGAUAUUUAUGAUGACAAUUGUGAUAGCUCGGUCCUGGCAUGGUUAUGGGGUCGGUGGAUCUUAUUUGUCAUCGUGCUAGUGUUUCUCUUUUUACUCUUUGGGAUGACCAGGAUUAGAAGGAUCAAUAAAAGACGAGGCAAUUUCGGUCAACAACCCAUUAGAGGUACUGCGUGGAUGACCCCACCGUCGUACUUCCAAUCACAACGGCAAUACAACCAGCCGGUGAUGAACACCUCCGGACCGUCUGACGCCACCUACGUGCCUCCAUACUCGGAAAACGCCCAGCCAACGGAUGCUGGCUACUUUGAUGACCAAGGGAUGUUCCAUAAGAACCGUCAGUUCGCAUCCGAUGGCCGGGAAAUUGUCGAGGACGAUGGAGUUUUACCAAAACCCGAUGGGGCGUAUCAUCACGCUACAAACUUUGAACAAGAUUUCCCAGCGUUCUUUGGCAGUAAUAACCGGGCCAAUACUACGGAACUUGAGAAUUUAAGACCUCCUGGACCACCACCACCUGCGGAAGUGGGUACUAGUAGUAGUACCAUGGAACGGCCACCACAGAGUCAUUCCAAGAACGGUUGA
This is a messenger RNA of Saccharomycopsis crataegensis, 606 nucleotides long. RefSeq names its product resistance to Congo red protein. Bases 1 to 606 code for a protein of 201 amino acids. Gene Ontology annotation, cellular component: intracellular membrane-bounded organelle. Gene Ontology annotation, biological process: vesicle-mediated transport. The record is from RefSeq and is a predicted model, not a curated record. Lineage: Eukaryota; Fungi; Ascomycota; Saccharomycetes; Ascoideales; Saccharomycopsidaceae. The transcript has 2 exons.